AUGUACAGAAAUCAUACAACAGCAGAAGAGCCGUUUAAUUUACCUCAAGCCCUUCCAAGUGUAGCAGAAUUUCAAAAGAUUCACGAUGAAAUGAGCGCCUUGAGAGCCGCUGGUAAAUUUGAAGAAACAGCAAAAUUCUCCACCGAUGAUGCAGUAUUUGUGACUCCAUUGCACGACAAACCGUACACAAAAAAAGACAAGAUUUUCUUGCUGGAUGUAUACAAUAGGUCUUUUCCAGAAGCUCAAGCUAUUCACGAAGCUGCUAAAAGCAUUGCAACAGCUAAAACUACUGUUAAAUCUUUGGAUGUUAAGGUACAUGGUGACAUUGCAAUCGACACCGGAACUGGAAGCUCUUUGCACGAUGGCAAGGAAGUGAAGAGCACGUAA
Molecule: messenger RNA, 387 nt
Organism: Enterobius vermicularis (human pinworm)
Lineage: Eukaryota; Metazoa; Nematoda; Chromadorea; Rhabditida; Oxyuridae
Source: the annotation of a GenBank genome assembly